AACGUCAUCAGAGCGCGACGCCCCACUGCGCUGCUUGUUUUCUGGAUUUAUAGGAAAUUUCCACUCGAUCAACAUGAUCAAAACACUCAGUCAGAUGUAUUUAAUCUGUUAUAUCUCUCUUUAAACAGGAUCCGAAUGGUCAGGGGGAAUAAACAGAGUUAUAGUUGUACAGUGGCGUGGUGAGUGUGAGAGUUUAACUGUCAUCGGAUAUUGUCGAUAAGUCAUCUGUGAUGGAGUAUCACAGUGUCGGACCCGGAGGGGUGAUGGUCACCGGUAAUAAUAAUGUACCUGCGUUUCUCACCAAACUCUGGAUGAUGGUGGAAGAUCCGGACACGGACCCGUUAAUCUGUUGGAGUCAUAAUGGCAACAGCUUCCAUGUGUUCGACCAGGGCAGAUUUUCCAAAGAGGUUCUUCCGAAAUACUUCAAGCACAAUAACAUGGCCAGUUUCGUUCGACAGCUAAAUACGUAUGGUUUCCGUAAAGUUGUCUACAUCGAGCAGGGUGGACAGGUGAAACGGGAGAAAGACAACACGGAAUUCCAGCAUCUGUAUUUCGUCCGUGGACAGGAGAACCUGCUGGAGAAUAUUAAAAGGAAGGUCACAACAGGUGGAAAUGAGUCCUACAGCACAACGGUUGUCGAGAUGCCAACAGAAGAAAUACCAUCUCCAUGCUCACCUGUUUUCUCUUCCUCUGAGCCAAGUACAUCAGGCAGUGAGGGGAAGCAACCAACAACACCUCUGCAUUCUCCUCUACUCACUAGUGCAAGAGUGCCACAGAAGAGAAAGAGGAGAGGACAAGAUAAACGUCUUUCCGAGCAGCUUAUACUCCUGGAGGCCCGUUGCUUGAAGAGCCAGCAGAAACUUCUAAAAGACGGUGAUGAAUACACUAGAUUUGGUGAAACUGUUGCAGACUUGUUGCGGAGGCUGCCAGAGCAACAUCGAUCACAGGCCAUGUUCGAUGUCCACAAGCUGUUGUUUGAGAGGCAGCAGCAGCACAAGUGAACAUGAUUGUCUUUUGUUAUUUAGUUUUUUCAUGUUGUUUCCUUUUGUAUGAUAGUUCUCUCCUUUUAACUUUUAAAUUCUUAUUUGCAAUUUCUUAUGUAAAGCAUAAUAUUAUUAUUCAACUUUACUUUAUUCAAUUAUUUCUCUUAGUUCACCUUGUGACUUGCCCGCAAAUAAAUGAAACAAA
This is a messenger RNA of Myxocyprinus asiaticus (Chinese sucker), 1188 nucleotides long. RefSeq lists its product as uncharacterized. The coding region runs from base 231 to 1001 and encodes 256 amino acids. The record is from RefSeq and is a predicted model, not a curated record. NCBI's taxonomy places the organism in Eukaryota, Metazoa, Chordata, Actinopteri, Cypriniformes, Catostomidae. The transcript has 4 exons. Gene Ontology annotation, molecular function: sequence-specific DNA binding; DNA-binding transcription factor activity. Gene Ontology annotation, biological process: regulation of DNA-templated transcription.